AUGAAGUACUUGAUUAAGCUCGUAUUGGUUGCGGUCCUACUCAUCUCUGGCGUGUCAUCUUCGCCUUUGGAUGAGUAUGGCAUUAUCGAAGCCAGAACCAAGAAGGUAGACUACAAUAUCGACGGUGCUAUUGUAGCGUGGUCCAAAAAGAAGCAUACCAAGGAUAUCUUCAAGGCAGCAUGCGAUACUACAGGUGGAUGGGAAUCAUGGGUCCAAGUUGAGCUCGAGCUCGUAUUCCGGAAGGAAUUUGAUAUUCCUCGCAACAUUAAUAUUCGCGAGCAGUCCAAAGUUUACCACAACGGACAAAUUGCAGACUUUCUUCUCCCAGAAACUGCUAAAUUCAGAGGCAUGGUUAUCGAGCUCAAGUGUGAGAAUAAUAACAGCAACAAGGAAGAAAAAUUGAAAGACAAAGUCGACAAGGACUUGAAGAAAGAAUUCUCGGUCGACAGUAGUUACCUUGAACACAAGUUUGUAGUUCUUGCUAUGACAUAUACGCGCGAGGCCGAAGACGUUGUUAAAAAACUCGAUCUAGAGGCUAUCCCAAAGAUUAAUUACAAAAUACCGGGCAAGGGGACCAUGAGGGUAUUCAGGAAGGAUCUUAAGCCAGCCGAACUUACAGAAGACGUGAAUGAUGUGGCGGAUGCACUCAGCAAACUCUUUUUACAGACAAACAAAAGAUUGUAA
Aaosphaeria arxii CBS 175.79 is the source of this 684-nucleotide messenger RNA. RefSeq lists its product as uncharacterized. The transcript has a single exon. The coding region runs from base 1 to 684 and encodes 227 amino acids. Lineage: Eukaryota; Fungi; Ascomycota; Dothideomycetes; Pleosporales. The record is from RefSeq and is a predicted model, not a curated record.